AUGAGUUGCCGGGGCAGCCUUGCCGCAUGGUCAAGCAUCCACGACGUCACGUUAUUGCUGCCAACAACAGCAUCUUACUAUCGGCAUAUAGGAAGACACGCAGCUCAUCAAUGUGGACGAUGUCCAGUGCUCGGCAAGCCACCAGAGAUCGGGGUGAAGAGGGAUGGAUGGAUGGACCGGGGGCACCCAACAUGUAAUGCGUACCUGGCCGAAGAGUUCGAGACGAACGCGGUACAAAACUUCCCCGUGGGCAAGGAAGCAGCCGUCCUCACCACCGUGCCGGAUCUGACGGAGAAGGUGUCGGCCGGAUCUGGGGGAAGGCGAGCAGCCGCUUCCCAUCACAAAUUGGGAGCCCGGCUGCCUGCUUAUGAGGGUGUCGUGUCGUGGGCGACGAGGCUGAGUGCCAAGGAGGCCAGCGAGUUCCGACCUAUCUCCGCAAGGGCGACGCGUGACUCCCCACGCCGUUGCGCCGCCGAAUGCCACCGACCUCGCGCGGCUCCCCACGACUGA
Messenger RNA from Miscanthus lutarioriparius, 510 nucleotides. The record is from the annotation of a GenBank genome assembly. Lineage: Eukaryota; Viridiplantae; Streptophyta; Magnoliopsida; Poales; Poaceae.